Molecule: messenger RNA, 1359 nt
Organism: Alnus glutinosa
Lineage: Eukaryota; Viridiplantae; Streptophyta; Magnoliopsida; Fagales; Betulaceae
Product: GDSL esterase/lipase At5g33370-like
Exons: 5
Coding region: 83-1189 (368 amino acids)
Molecular function (GO): hydrolase activity, acting on ester bonds
Source: RefSeq, a predicted model, not a curated record
UUUAGUGUUGUACGUCCAGCUGAUGCAGUGUUGUUAGGAUCCAGAAGCUAUAAUAAAAAGGUCGCCAUUCCCAUAUUUCUUCAUGCAAGCAACAAUGGAAACCUCGUCGACUUUGAGUUGUUGGAUUACUUUGGGUGUUGUAUUUGCAAUAGGAACCAUUAUUCAGGGAGCAGAUGCCAGCAGGGCUUUCUUCGUCUUCGGGGAUUCACUGGUCGAUAAUGGCAACAACAACUACCUGGCAACAACUGCCCGGGCUGACUCGCCUCCUUAUGGCAUUGAUUAUCCAACUCACCGUCCAACUGGGCGCUUCUCCAACGGACUUAACAUCCCUGACCUUAUCAGUCAGCGGAUGGGCGCCGAAUCCACGUUGCCAUACUUGAGUCCUCAGCUCACGGGACAAAAGCUGCUUGUUGGCGCCAACUUUGCUUCGGCAGGCAUUGGAAUCCUCAAUGACACCGGAAUUCAGUUUCUAAACAUAAUAAGAAUGUAUAGACAAUUCGAAUACUUCAAAGAAUACCAGCAACGAGUGCGUGCUCUGAUUGGAAGUGAGAGAACUAAUAGACUCGUGAACCAAGCGCUCAUUCUCAUUACUGUUGGCGGCAAUGACUUCGUAAACAACUAUUACUUGGUUCCCCUUUCAGCAAGAUCUCGCCAAUACUCGCUGCCGGAUUAUGUCAAGUAUCUCAUCUCAGAGUACCAAAAACUUUUACUGAAGCUAUAUAACCUUGGAGCUCGAAGGGUUCUUGUGACGGGUACUGGACCAAUGGGUUGUGUCCCGGCAGAAUUGGCCAUGCGAAACACAAAUGGCGGAUGCUCAGCUGAGCUGCUAAGAGCUGCUGCCUUGUACAAUCCACAACUCCUUCAAAUGAUAAGAGAAAUCAAUAAGAAAAUUGGCAAAGAUGUCUUUAUAGCCGCCAAUACACAACGUAUGCACAGUGAUUUCAUUAGCAACCCUCAAGCAUAUGGAUUUAUUACAUCAAAGGUAGCUUGUUGUGGGCAAGGACCAUACAAUGGCAUUGGACUGUGCACGCAACUCUCCAACUUGUGCCCCAACCGGGACGUGUAUGCGUUUUGGGAUCCGUUCCAUCCAUCUGAAAAGGCGAACAAACUUAUUGUGGAGCAGAUCAUGUCCGGCUCUACUAAGUACAUGAACCCCAUGAACCUCAGCUCUGUCAUGGCCCUUGGAUAAUCUGAUCACUCCAUAACCGUACCUAAGUAGCUUCAGAGCUAGUGACAGUCUUUUUAUGGAAAUAAUUAUUUCGAAUGUUUAUUUGUCUUUGAUUAGUGUCGUGGAUAUUUGAAAUUUCAUUGUAUUGUAUUGUUUGACAAGGAAACAAUAGCCAACUUCGUCUUGAAUAA